AUGAAGUUUUCCGGAAUUCUUCUAUUAGUUAUCCUCUCUGCGGCAAAUGCUUUGCCAAGUCCUGGAUAUCCGAUUGCUGCAAUGUCCGUAAGAUCCGAAUCAUUGUUAAAACGAGUUGCCUCAUAUCCAAUUGCCGAAAGACUCGAACCAGAUCCUGACGAUCCUGACAAUCCUGACUCGUAUCCAAUUGCCGAAAGACUCGAACCAGAUCCUGACGAUCCUGACUCGUAUCCAAUCGCCAGACGAUCCGAUUGCCGAUACCCUGAUACCAGAUCGUAUCCAAUUGCCGAAAGGGGCUGCUAA
Paraglomus brasilianum is the source of this 303-nucleotide messenger RNA. NCBI's taxonomy places the organism in Eukaryota, Fungi, Glomeromycota, Glomeromycetes, Paraglomerales, Paraglomeraceae. The record is from the annotation of a GenBank genome assembly.